UAGAGUAUCCGGGUGUAUUUUUGUUAAUAAUUAUUGCACAUGUUUUCAACAGAUUACUCGAAUAUUACAUCACUAUUUCAAUCUUUCUCAUUGUUAUAAGAGGGUUGAUGGAUGUAUACAUCAGACAUAGUUAGGUUUUGUUUCACUCUUAACGAAUACAGUUAUAAAAGCUGACAAGGACUCGAGGUAACAAGAAAAGUUACCAUAACAUUAACAGUCAAGGAUGGCUAAUUCAGAUGAAAAGCUGAAGGUGGAAACUUCUAAAUCACUUUUCCGUGAUAUAACUGCAGAUGAUGAAACACCAGAAGUCAUGGAGAUUGAAAGUCUUUGCUUCAAGUGUGAAAAUAAUGGUUUAACACGAUUAUUUUUAACCAGAAUUCCUUUCUUCAAAGAUGUCAUCGUCAGUUCAUUUACCUGUGAUAAUUGUGGUUAUCACAACUCUGAGCUGCAACCUGGUGGAAGAAUCCAGGACAAGGGAGUCAAGUAUACAGUCAACAUUCAGAACCGAAAGGAUUUAAACAGACAAGUUGUACAGACCAAUACAGCAACAAUAGCCAUUCCUAAAUUAGAGUUUGAAAAUCCGCCAAACAAAGGAGCUUUGACAACAGUUGAAGGUAUUAUACAGAGAGCUGUAGAAGGCUUAUCACAAGAUCAACCUUUAAGAAAGAUACAACACCCAGAAAUAGCAGUCCAAAUUGAUGAAUUCAUUGUUAAGCUUAAUGAACUUCUGCUAUUGAAGGAACCAUUUGACCUAGUCCUAACAGACCCAAGUGGAAACAGUUAUAUUGAAAAUUUAUAUGCACCUCAGACCGAUCCUCAGAUGAAAAUUUCACAUUACAACAGAUCUAAAGCAGAUAAUGAAAACUUAGGAUUGUCACAGGAUGCUGAACAAGAGAUGAAAGAAAAUGAAACAUUUAACAUGUUUGAUGCCAAGGGGGAGGUUGCUACUUUCGAGACCAAUUGUCCAUCAUGUAACGAACUCUGUUCAACUAAUAUGAAGGUAGUUGACAUUCCUCAUUUCAAAGAAGUUAUCAUUAUGGCUACAAACUGUGAUAAAUGUGGACAUCGUGACAAUGAGGUCAAAGGUGGCUCAGGAAUUGAACCAAAAGGAAAGAAAAUCACCCUGAAGAUCACUGAUGUUUCUGAUAUGAACAGAGAUGUUCUGAAGAGUGAGACUAGUUCUCUAUCCAUUCCUGAACUUGACUUUUCUACAGGCAUGGGAACGUUAGGUGGAAAGUUUACUACUGUGGAAGGAAUCUUGCUGGCAAUCAAGGAUCAGCUAAAGGAUUCCAAUCCAUUCUUUCGUGGAGACAGCUCUGAGGAGAACAUGAAAGGGAAGAUCGGAGAAUUCUGUGAUAAAAUUGAUGAGAUCAUUGAAGGAAAAAGAUUGGGAAUCCACUUUGUUUUGGAUGAUGCAACAGGGAACAGUUAUCUUCAGAAUGUUUAUGCACCAGAUGAUGAUCCAGAAAUGGAAAUAGAAAUGUACGACAGAACCUUUGAACAGAAUGAAGAAUUAGGACUUAAUGAUAUGAAAACAGAAAAUUAUGAGAGCUCAUGACAAAGAGCAUUGGGAAUGAUUAGACUGUUCAAAAUAAAAUGUACUUUCGUCAAGCUAGGGUCUGUUUAUUUAAAAAAAAAAAUGUACAUUUUGGUUUUCUAUUAUUUAUUUUUUUUUAGAGUUAAGAGUAGGUUUAAAUCUAUCAGAUAAAAAUGCUAAUAAAUUUGGGGUAUAUGUCAAUUACAACAGUAACUGGUUUUCCUGUUUGAAUUGUUUUACACUAGUCAUUUUGGGGCCAUUUAUAGCAUGCUGUUUGGUGUGAGCCAAUAUUAAGGCUCAGUGUUGUAGGCCAUACUUUGACCUACCGGUAUAAUUGUUAACUUUUUAAACGACCGCAAAAAAUCUACUUCGUAUAUUGUUAUUCAUUGUGACUUGGAUGGAGAGUUGUCUCACUGGCAGUCAUACCACAUCUUCUUAUUUCUAUUGUAUUUUAAUUUUGUGUAUUAAAGGGGCACUAGCUACGAGGUUUAUAAAAAAUCUAAAGUAUGAUUUUUUUUGUUCAAUCAUUAAUGAAAAUGAAAUAGUGAAAUAAUAAUUCGCUUUUAGCAGCCAGUAUGGUUUAAUUUUGUCAAAUUAAGCUAAGAAACAUUGAUGAUGAAUUAUUCACUUGCAAGUGAAUAAUUCUACCUCAUGGAAUCCGUAUUCAUGUGAACUUCAAUUUAACCCCAUACCUAGAGAUGGAUAACGCAUGCAGUGUGCGUGUUCGGUUAUUUAAAGGAAAAGAAUGUCAACAUUGAAAGUGAAACAAAGGUAAAUCAUUUGAUUGACUGAUUUGGACAAAUGUUUUACAUGGUUAUAAAUCAAAUAUGAGAAUUUGAGUCAAAUCGGUGAACAUGAAUUUGACAGCUAAUGCCCCUUUAAGAUAAAAAGUUUUGCAGAUCUAGGACUUUGGUUACCAUGGAGUGUGGAGCAGAGAGCUGAAACAUCAAAAUAUUAUUCUUUUAAAUUAUUCUAAAAAAAAGAAGGUGACAUUUUAUUUAUUAGGAUUUAUUCCAUUUAUAUAAGAAUAUAAUUUAUAUAUGAUGGGAGCAGGACAUUAUCCCCCUUUUAUAAUUUAAGUAUCAACUUUCAAGAAUCCUUAAGACACUUUUAUGAUUAGUUGGCAUUUGUUUUUCAUAGGGACUGAAGUGCUCUAUGAAACUUUAUACUGUAGAGGGGAAAAUUUGUGUAAGGGGUCUAUUUUUGAUUAUUGUGUGAUGAAAAUAAUAUCUCUAUCAGGGGUGGGGAUGGCGGUUGGCAGCCUGCAUUGCUACCUUAUGUUUCAGUUAAAAAGUCAUGUAAGCAUUAAAAAUGUUUGGAUUUUUUUUAUGUGGAUUGCUGUUGCUUUCAAAUUUGCUUGAAAUUGUUUGGAGGCAAUUUUUAAAUGUGACCUUUUGGCCAAAAGGGGUACCCUACUAAAGACCCAUUUGUUAUAAAGAAAAUAAAGUUGAGCAAUGAUUCUACAAAUUGAGUUUGUUUCAAGAAAUAAAGGCAUUGUAACAUUGAUUUAUUUGUCUUGACUAACAAUUUAGAUUGACUAUAGAUUAUUAUGUUCUUAAAAUGUUUGUUGACAAAAAAUUAAUGUUCAAAAAAUUCUUUUGAAUAAAAAUUAAUAAGCUGA
This is a messenger RNA of Mytilus californianus (California mussel), 3158 nucleotides long. RefSeq names its product zinc finger protein ZPR1-like. The transcript has 16 exons. Gene Ontology annotation, molecular function: zinc ion binding. Lineage: Eukaryota; Metazoa; Mollusca; Bivalvia; Mytilida; Mytilidae. The record is from RefSeq and is a predicted model, not a curated record. The coding region runs from base 224 to 1558 and encodes 444 amino acids. Gene Ontology annotation, cellular component: cytoplasm; nucleus.